GAAUUGCAGCGACGCCAACAUACGUAAGCCACAUCAUUGCAGUUGCUGGCACAGACUCGCUGAACAGAGUUACAGCUUUCUAUCAAAAGUGCGGGUUCGAGAAGAAAGAGAACGAGAUGGCCAGAUAUGCGCCCGCCAAACCAACCCAGUCACCCAGAUUGUAAACUUCAGGAACAUGGACUCUAGUGUACCUAUCAUCAUCUACGUCGGAAUACUCACUACGAUAGUCAGAAGUAGACGACUUUCUUCGUCUUUGGGGGUUCAGCAAAAGACCUCAGAGUACCGGUCAGAGCACCGCGUUUUACGUCGAUCUGUCGCUUCGCGCGGUCUUCUUGCUUUUCGUCUUUGUCUACUUCAUUCUUCACUCUUUUGAGACUGUGGAAAUCAUCUUCGUCUGCACCCGCAUUGUCGCCUGUGCCCCAGACUGUCGCAUCCUGCCUCGCAUCU
Molecule: messenger RNA, 447 nt
Organism: Mycena citricolor
Lineage: Eukaryota; Fungi; Basidiomycota; Agaricomycetes; Agaricales; Mycenaceae
Source: the annotation of a GenBank genome assembly